Physella acuta is the source of this 1805-nucleotide messenger RNA. RefSeq names its product putative leucine-rich repeat-containing protein DDB_G0290503. Gene Ontology annotation, molecular function: protein binding. The record is from RefSeq and is a predicted model, not a curated record. NCBI's taxonomy places the organism in Eukaryota, Metazoa, Mollusca, Gastropoda, Physidae.
UUCAGCUACUCUACAAAAUUCUAGAUCUAGUCCUUUGAUUCCCCACAACAAGACUAGGCCUAUUUAAGAUGCCUUCGAGAAUUCAGGUAAAGCUUGUUACAAAGCAUAAGAAAUAUUUGGAAGAACAGAUACAAGUUUUGGAACCUGUUAUAGGAAAUAUGAAAAAUGUUGUUGCAAAAAGUAGGGCGUGGCUAGAAGAAAAAACUGACCAAUCAUCUGUCAGCUACAUCGAGCUAUCACAAGAACUGGACACAGCAGCCACGGCCUUAUUGGAUGUGACGUCACAUAUUUUAGACGAGGACAACAUGGAUGUCAACAAACCAACGCCAUCUUUACCACAGCCUGAUACACAGACAACAGCAACAUUUCUAACAGUGGAAUCAACAAGACAACUCAAGACACAAGUCACACAUACAGCGGUUGAAGAACAUCCUUGCCUAGAGCGUAGACUCGCCUAUAUUGAAACAACACUAUCUUCACUGCAUGACACACAACACAAGUCUACAGAUGACAUAUCAGAAAUAAAACAACGGAGAGACAACUUUGUAACAGAACAGAGUGACAAUUGGGUAAACAUUGAUCAACUGACUAAAAAACAAAAACAUAAUUUUAAAAACCUCAGAAAACAAAUGAAUGAACAAGAUAACAAAGUAAAUGAGCUGAACAAAGAAAUUGAAAGUUUAAAAGAAAAAGAAUCCAAGUCAAAUAAAUCACUAGAGAAACUGUCUCAAGAUAUGAAUGAAUAUGAAAACAAAGUGCGCAAAAUAAACAAAGAGAUGCAAGAUAUAAGAGACAGUAUGAAAGAAGAAAUUAAAAGCAAUUCUGAUUUGAUUGUUUCUUUACAAGAUGAAAAGAAUAAAAUCUUGGACAAAACAUCAACCCAAUUUGAAAAGUUACAAUCAAAGCACAAUGUAAUGUAUAAACUCCUACAACAAAGAUUGAUGCCCAUUGACAAACUGAUUCAAAUCUUUAACCAGAACUUGGAAACUAGGGAAGAAAAAUUAAAUAAGCUGGGUGAACUUGAAAAUACUAUUUCAAAGUUGUCUAACGAUUUUCAUCUCAUAGAGUCACGUGUAUGUAACAGAUAUGCUUGUCAAGUGACGCUUGUUUAUUCCACACCUGUCAGUACUGGAUCAAUUAUUUCAACAUUUAGCGAAGUACGUGAAUAUAACGGUCAACAUUUCAAUCACACAACAGGAACAUUUGUAUCACCACAUGAUGGUUUAUAUCUUGUCUGUGUGACUCUGAAUGAAAGGGAAGAUAAACAGAUUGGAGUUGGUGUUCGGGCUGGAGGAGAGUGGUGUAAGUUUAUACAUGUGAAAUGUGCCGCCACUAGCGCUGCUGGGUCAGUGGUUGUUGACAUGAAGAAAGGUCAAGAACUUUACUUUAAAGUGUUUCUCGCAGAACAAGGCGCAAAGUUAUCCGGCUUCAGUAGUUUUACUAUCGUUAGUUUAUAGAAGUAUAACACAAAACAUGGUGGAUGGCAAAUUCUCAAAACAAUAAAACAUGUAACCAACAAGUUAAGCACACGCUAACAACUUACUGCAUGUCCAUAAACAUUUAAUGGUUUGUAUGUUGUUGUUUUAGUCAUCAUUAUACAGUUCCAACUUUUUCAAUGUGAUCACCAAUUAAUAUGUUGUACUUGACCACUAUAAACAUAUCUUUCUUCUUCUUCUUUGUUCUUAAUUUUUAGUGUUGGGAGAGAUCGAGCCUUAUCUGCCAGAGAGUUUUAACUCGAGACUUUUUUCGAAUUUAUCAACCAUGAGCUUUUCCGACUCGACCAUGCUUCCAUCACAAUUAAGGAU